Molecule: messenger RNA, 918 nt
Organism: Meloidogyne enterolobii
Lineage: Eukaryota; Metazoa; Nematoda; Chromadorea; Rhabditida; Meloidogynidae
Source: the annotation of a GenBank genome assembly
AUGUUUUAUUCUUUACCAAUCGAGACAAAACUUGAUGUUUUUAAAUGUCUCAAUUAUAAAGAAUUGUGUUCAAUUAGUCAGACGAAUGAUGAUAGCGAUUUAUUUGAUGAUGUUCCUCGUAAAUUAAUUAAACUCGAAAUUGAAGAUUUUGGUUUUCCAUUGAAUGAGCAACUUGAAGAGAAGUUUAAAGAUGGACUUGAAAAACCAAUUCCUUUGUAUUUUCCUGCUCAAGAAGCAAAAAAUAUUGUUAUUACCUUGACUAGAGGUUUCUGUAAAACUAUUUAUCUUCUUCAACUGCCAAACAUCGUUCAAAGCAAGGAGGACAUUAAAAUUGUUUAUAAUCAUUUAAAUAAAUUAUUUAAAUGUGCUUUUAAAUCGAGCGUCUUUGAAGAUUUUAUAUUCAAUCCAGAAUUGAUCGAGUUGUUAUUUGAAAAUACUCCUAAACAAUUUUGUAGUCAAAAUUGUUGGCUGUUUUUGGAUUGUAAUGUUGGGGAUCAUUUAAAAUUUGCUUUGAAUCAUUUGAUUAUUACCGAUUAUAUGCAACUUAGUUUUCGUCCGGAUAAAGACAAAACAAAAACUAUAAAUAUUUUAUCAAAAAUUUUAAUGAAUGGAGACAAGUUUAGAGGAGUUCGCUUAACGUCGAAUAAAUACUUUAAUCUUUUUGAUUUUGCUAUGAAUUUUAUUGAAACAACAAAAGAUUGCUCAAAAAUGGUGGAUUUUAUUGGAUUAUCUUGUGUUUAUAUGAAAAUUAUUUUACAUGAAAGAGCUGAAAAUAUUGAAGAGCAUCGUUUAACUGGGGAUUAUCUUUCAAUAACAAAAUACCAAAUUUCCAACAAAUAUAAUCCAAAAAUUAAAUUCUCUAUUUUGUAUUGGAAAGCUCAAGGCAAAAUUAUCGAUAUAGAAAUUAAACAAAUUUAA